This is a messenger RNA of Populus euphratica (Euphrates poplar), 1142 nucleotides long. RefSeq lists its product as uncharacterized. Lineage: Eukaryota; Viridiplantae; Streptophyta; Magnoliopsida; Malpighiales; Salicaceae. The transcript has 4 exons. Bases 104 to 934 code for a protein of 276 amino acids. Gene Ontology annotation, molecular function: zinc ion binding. The record is from RefSeq and is a predicted model, not a curated record.
UUCCCGCCGCUGGUAGGCCACUUCUGUGCUAAGCAGCAGUAAACAAUAUCCACAGCGAUUUCUCUUUCCUUUUUGAAUUUUUUUUCCUGAAUUUGUCUUUUACAUGCCUCGUUCAUACCGGGACAAGCCUUUCAUAUUUUAUAAAUGCUUUUCAUUCUCUUCUUUUGCUCAUUUUUUCACAGCCCCUGUUUGCAAAUUCUUGGUUUUCACUGUGUUUAACUGUCUUUCAAUCCAACAACAACAAUUCAAUCUCGAAGCAGAAGAAAUGGUAGGUUGCAAACUUUAUGUAAAGAACACAAAUUGGCUCAGCAAUCUUUUCCAUAGCGAGUUCUUUGAUUCUUGUGGUCUGCAUCAAGAACACAGAAAGAACGAGAAAAAUGUGUUUUGCAUCGAUUGCAGAGUUGGGUGCUGUCGACAUUGUAUGGAAUCUCAUUUUCUUCAUCGACAAUUUCAGAUCUGCAAAUAUGUUUAUCAUGAUGUUGUUCGCCUUCAAGAGAUUCAAAAACAUAUUGACUGUUCUAAAAUUCAGACUUACAAGAUCAAUGGUGAAAAGGCUAUUCAUCUGAAACCACGGCCUCAGCCUAAAGACGCAAGGCCAUCCACGAAAGCGAAGCUUGGUGCUUCUUGUGAAGCAUGUGCAAGAUAUCUACAAGAUGUCCCCAAUCGCUUCUGCUCUAUUGCAUGCAAGUAUUUUCAGGUUUCAGUGGAGCUUAAAGAUCAGAGCCACAAAAUCAUCCCCUUCUCAAUUCAGGAAUUUCCUGACCUCUCCUGGAAGGAAAACUGCAGUGCAGAAAGGCAUUCAAGUGAGAACGAAUCGUCACUUUCCUUGACUGAUAUGUCUGAGGAUACUCAAGGUUGGAUCAAUUCAGCUUUGAAACCAAGAAGACAAUUGCACAAGAGAAAAGGCGUCCCACGUAGGGCUCCCCUCUGUUAGGCAAAACAAUAAACAUGUUUCUUUUUCCACAAAUCAUAUUUCUCUCUAUAUAUAUAUACAUACACUUGUUGUUCAUAUUAAGGUAUUUAAUUAUUAAGAUCACAGUUAUAUUAAUCCAUAAAUAGCCUUUCAGAACAAAUUACUCCCCAGUAGCCCCCCAUUUGGAGGUAAAAAUUAUGUUAGUCAAGAUGAAGAGCCAACAAUAAGG